This is a messenger RNA of Neodiprion virginianus, 1726 nucleotides long. RefSeq names its product odorant receptor 83a-like. The record is from RefSeq and is a predicted model, not a curated record. Gene Ontology annotation, cellular component: plasma membrane. The transcript is spliced from 6 exons. The coding region runs from base 19 to 1275 and encodes 418 amino acids. Gene Ontology annotation, molecular function: odorant binding; olfactory receptor activity. Gene Ontology annotation, biological process: sensory perception of smell; detection of chemical stimulus involved in sensory perception of smell. Lineage: Eukaryota; Metazoa; Arthropoda; Insecta; Hymenoptera; Diprionidae.
AAGGUUUCACGGUUUUACAUGAAAGUUGUCGGAAUUUGGUAUGCUGGAACAGAACGUGAGAAAUGGAUGCUGAACGGGGCUCUGAUUUACACAAUAGCCGCUCUCGUCUUUGCCAUUGCCGUCAUCUUAGUCGAUUUGUUUCAUAUUUGGGGAAAUUUUCACGAUGUCAUGGAAAAUCUCGUACUGGCGAUGUCGCUGUUCAGUUCGAUUUUAAAAUUGAUGAUCGCAAUAGCGCGAAAACAUGCAAUUGUCGAUUUAAUCGUAUUUUCUGAAAAAUACUUUUGGAAGGUGAAAUACGACAGUUUUGGCGAGCAGGUAUUAAACGAGUGCGAAAGGAAGGGUAUCAUUCUGCUGUGCAGUCUGGCAUGUGCUGUCCAAGGAACAGCGAUCUCUUAUGUAGCAAAGCCGCUUAUACCAAACAAUAUCUUGAACGAUACUCAUAGAGCACUGCCGUUCAGACUAUACGUCGAUUUGCCUUUAACCGUGACACCGUAUUACGAGAUUACUUACACAAUUCAGAGCCUGUCAACCAUACACUCAGGAAUCUGUUUCUUCUGCUUCGACAAUUUGAUGGGUAUAUUGAACAUUCACAUCGUUGGUCAGUUUAAAAUACUGCAGCACAGAUUGGAAACGUUGUGUGACGAAUGUAUGAGUCACGUGCAUGACGAGAGUCAAACGAACUAUUUUGAGACGGUGGAUGUGAAUUCGCCGAGAGAAAUCUUCAACAAAAAUAAAAUUUUGAGAAUGCAAAUCGACGUUGUGACGGCUGGAGUGAAGAAGAAUCACUCGGAUCUCAGUACACAGAGUUACGACGAAUUGAAGAAAUGCGUAAAACAACAUUUGUUCCUAAUUGAUUACGUCGAAAGACUCGAGUAUGUCUUCAGCCCGAUGCUUUUCUGUCAGAUGGGAUUUUCUAGCAUAUUCAUAUGUCUGACAGGCUUCGAAAGUCUUGUGGCUAGACGUGCAGUAUUCAUCUUACAUCUGCUGUCCGCCUGCUUCCAGACCCUAAUCUUCACAUGGACCUGCAACGAGAUAAUCAUCCAAAGCAUGAAAAUUGCGGAUUAUGCAUUCAGUGCGAAGUGGUACACGAUACCGGAUACUAAGGAAGGACGGUCCAUUCGCAAGGGGUUGAUGAUGAUCAUGAUGAGAUCACGUCGCGCCUGUUAUUUGACUGCUGGAAGAUUUCGCGCGAUAUCUUUGCAGUCCUUCACGACUAUCCUCGGCACAACUUCAUCCUACUUAUCGGUACUGCGUCAGAUGAGCGACGGAACUUAGUUCGUUCAGUUAUCAUUGUAUAUUCAGCAACCAAGAAUCAGAUUUCAAUAUGAAAUCCCGAAUCGCAUGAAAUUCGGAGUGCAAAACAUCGGCUCCAAUCAAUUGAUCCGCAUCUUAAAAAAUCUAAGACUGAAGUGCACGAUAUAAUCCCAACAAGGGAUUUCUUGUGUACAAAAAGAAGCUUUGAUUUAUCUUGGAUACUGUAUUUCUUAAUUCAUUAACAACGUCUGCUUGUAAAAUGUGACUAUAAGGUUAAGCGAACGCUAGUUAUCGACUAAAGAAAUGUACCCAGCUUUUUUCGAGAAUGCUUGAAAGCUUCAAACUACAGCUGUACAUUGAAUCGAUGGUACGAAGACCUGAAACACGGACUUACAAUUUUGCACAGGUUGAAAACAGUCGUUAACCCGAAGGUCUGAUCCUCCCUUGUGCGUAUUAUACAUACAUGGUGUGG